AUGUCCAGUAGUAAUUUUUCUCAGUUUCUUCCAGAUGCUCCAAAGAUUCUCUCUGUGUCAGUCAGUCCCUCUGGUGAGUUAGUGGAGGGCAGUUCAGUGACUCUGACCUGUAGCAGUGAUGCUAACCCAGCAGCUAACUACACCUGGUACAAAGAGAACGAUAACUCAGCAAAAGCAUCUGGACAGAACUUCAUCAUCACUGAUGUCAGACCUGAACACAGUGGGAAUUAUUUCUGUGAAGCCCAGAACACAAGAGGACGUCGCAACUCCACCUCCCAUCAUCUCACUGUUGUGACAGGCUCAUGGAAACUUCCUGUAAUGCUCUCAGUCUCUGUUACUGCUCUGGUCAUCAUACUCCUCUUUCUCCUGCUCUGGAUUAGAAGGGCAUUGAAACACCAAUCAGAGGCUGCAGAGAGGCCAGACAAUGGAGCACAGACGGAUGAAAUUCAAUAUGCUGCUGUACAAUUUGCUACGACCCGGCCAGACUUUGCUAACUCCAACUUCAGCUCAGCUCAGCGUGACAGAUACCAGGAAGAGAGUGUUAUAUACUCCACCACUAAUGUCAGAAGUGCUAGAAGAUCAAAACACCAAGCUGCUGUGGAGGAUGCCUCUGCACUGUACAGCACAGUUAACAAACAUCCCAGAGUGUGA
Pelmatolapia mariae (spotted tilapia) is the source of this 651-nucleotide messenger RNA. RefSeq names its product B-cell receptor CD22-like. The record is from RefSeq and is a predicted model, not a curated record. The transcript is spliced from 6 exons. NCBI's taxonomy places the organism in Eukaryota, Metazoa, Chordata, Actinopteri, Cichliformes, Cichlidae. The coding region runs from base 1 to 651 and encodes 216 amino acids.